Messenger RNA from Electrophorus electricus (electric eel), 4193 nucleotides. RefSeq names its product pleckstrin and Sec7 domain containing 2 (gene psd2). Gene Ontology annotation, molecular function: protein binding; phospholipid binding; guanyl-nucleotide exchange factor activity. Lineage: Eukaryota; Metazoa; Chordata; Actinopteri; Gymnotiformes; Gymnotidae. Gene Ontology annotation, biological process: regulation of ARF protein signal transduction. The record is from RefSeq and is a predicted model, not a curated record.
GCAGCUCCAGAGGAGCAGAGAACUGGGCAUACACUGACCAAUGGGGAGGAGGAGAAGAGGAGGGAAGGUGAAGAGGGGACCAGAGUGGAUGCUGGGAUGAAUGGCGCCAAGGAGAUCUGCUGCUCACCGGCAGUGACUGACAACCGCAAGGGAGGUAGUGCCUGCCUGUCUAGGUCUGAGUGUUGGGGUCAGGACACUCUCCGUCCUCCAUCAGACCAAUCAGCAAAGGAUUCAUCAGAGCCAUGGCACACAGGAAGGGUGGAGAACGGCACGGGGGACGACAGCAAAGGCCACGAGGAAGACGAGGGGUGUGAUGAUGAACCAGCGCAGGGACACCUGGAUGCUUUCAGCUCCACCUUUGAACUCUCAGUGGAAGAGGCAGAUACAGAGGUAAAGAGGAAAGAGGCGGUGAACCGGGACAGCUUCAGCUCAGCAUUUGAACACCUUGUCGAGCGGGACGUCGGGCAGGUCGGCCAGCCCGUGGCACUCGAGGAGGAGGAGGAAGACGGCGAGGAAGAGUGCGACCGCACGAAGGAGAGCCAGGACGGCUUCAGCUCCACAUUUGAGCGCAUCGUGGAGUCGGAGCUGCUGAGGGGCGGAACCUGCUACAGCAGCCUGGAUUCGCUGGACGUGCUGUCGCUCACGGACGAGACGGACAGCUGCGUGAGCUUUGAGGCUCCGCUCACGCCACUCAUCCAGCAGAGGGCACUGGUGGGCCCGGAGCCGCAAGAGCUCGAGCUGGAGACCGUGCAGGAGGGCACAGAGACCCAGGAAGGGGAGGGGGAACCGGCCAUGGACGCCGGGAGAGAGAAAACCAGUGAUGGAGCUGGCUCUGGGAGCCCCCUCCGGACCUCCAUCCCAGGAAGCAGGUCUGAAAAUGUCCUUAGCCAGCCAACACAGUGGUCCAUUCCCAAUGGCUUCCACAACGACCGGUCAGGCAACAGAGAGACGCCAGGAAUCCUCCCCAGCUCAGUCAGUGAUGCCAGUUUCACAGACGGGGUGUGUGACUCAGACUCUGAGCUGGGUAGCUUGGAAACUCUGGAGAGGGGCAGCACCGAUACCCUGACCAACGGCUGCCGCGCUGACGCGGAUGCCGCCAAGCGCCUGGCGAAGAGGCUGUUCUUCCUCGAGGGCUUCAAGCGUUGUGACGUCGCGCGGCACCUGGGCAAGAACAAUGAAUUCAGCCAGAUGGUGGCGUCGGAGUACCUGAGCUUCUUUGACUUCACGGGGUUGUCCUUAGACAGAGCACUAAGGAACUUCCUGAAGGCAUUUCCUCUGAUGGGAGAAACGCAGGAGAGAGAACGGGUCUUGGUGCACUUCUCCAAACGCUUCUGCCACUGCAACCCUGAGGCCCUCACCUCGGAAGAUGGAGCUCACACAUUGACCUGCGCUCUUAUGCUGCUGAAUACAGACCUGCAUGGCCAUAACAUUGGGAAGAAGAUGUCCUGCCAGCAGUUUAUUAGCAAUCUGGAUGGUCUGAAUGAUGGCAAAGAUUUUCCCAAAGAACUACUCAAGGUGCUGUAUAAUUCAAUCAAGAAUGAAAAAUUAGAAUGGGCCAUUGAGGAAGAAGAAUUGAGGAAGAGUCUGUCAGAGCUGGUGGAAGACCAGUGUGAGGCAGUCGGAAAGAGGGUUGUCAGGGUAACGGAUGGCAGUAACCCUUUCAUUGCCAUCCCACUCUUGCUUAACGCGGCCACGUACAAGCAUGGAAUCCUCACCCGCAAAAGCCACGCUGACAUGGACGGAAAGCGCACCCCAAGAGGGCGACGAGGCUGGAAAAAAUUCUAUGCUGUGCUGAAGGGCAUGAUCCUCUAUCUUCAGAAGGAUGAGUAUAAGCCAGAUAAGGACCUGUCUGAGGUGGAUCUGAAGAACGCGGUGCGUGUGCAUCAUGCCUUGGCCAUCAGGGCCUGCGACUACAGCAAGAGACCCAACGUCCUCAAGCUCAAAACAUCAGACUGGAGGGUCUUCCUUUUCCAGGCCCCGAGUGAGGAGGAGAUGAUGUCAUGGAUCUUCAGGAUAAAUCUGGUAGCAGCUCUCUUCUCUGCUCCGGCCUUCCCUGCUGCCAUUGGCUCCAUGAAGAAGUUCUGCAGACCCCUCCUACCCUCGUCGACAACCAGGCUCAGUCAGGAGGAGCAGCUGAAGUGUCAUGAGAGUAAGCUGAAGCAGAUCUCUUUGGAGGUGGAGGAGCACAAGCGCAACCCACCAGAGCUCACGCCCAAGAGCAAAGAGACCGAGGAGUACCGCCUGAAAGAGCACUAUCUUACCUACGAGAAGAGCCGCUACGAGACGUACAUUAGCCUGCUGCAGGCCAAGCUUGGUGCAGGGACAGACGACCUGGACAAGCUAGAGGCCAGCGUCUUCAGCGGCGAGGGCAGGGACGGCCCCCUGCGCAAGACCCACUCCAGCCCGUCCAUAGGCCAGGCGCAUGGACUCAACGGGCGGGCUGGCCAUAAACAUGCCCCCGACAGCUGCAGCUGAAGGGCAGGCUUGCACACCGUGAACUUUGACCUUGGACCUAAUCGCUAUUGUCUGACAGCUAGACACGAAGGCAUCGGACAUCUGAGGCAGUCUUCUUCCGUGAAAAAAAAAAGAAAGAGAAACAUGAAGUAGCUUAAAAAACAUCAUUAUUUCAAUGUACAGUAAAUUACAAUUAUUGUAAGUAUUAUUAGUGUUAUAACACCAACGUUUUUAUUACUGAAGCGAACAUUCAUUAUGUGCCAAAAAAAGGAAUUGAAAGUGGAGACCAAGGCUGUAUUUGAGGAAUGCUUUCACACCAUGUGACUGCAUUGUCAUGUCAUAAGAGAACUGAUUAUGACAUCAUAUGGUGAUUUUUAAUGAUUGUAAAUGAGAGGCACUAUGAGGUCACAAGGCUAAUUUAUUGUGAUGUCAGGAGAUGCCUUUUUGCAGCUUCAUGUGACACUUUCUCUGAUGUCACACUGAGAUUACUCUGACAUCAGAAUGCAUUAUUGGAGCUUUUGUUUGUGACGUGGCAGCAUGAAGUGAUGACACGAUGAUCCUGAUGAAGCUGUGACCCAUUUGGGAUGACGUCACAGUGUGCAAAUAAUCUAAGGCAUGUGGGCAGAGAUGGCUUCUUGGUGGACUUGUUUGAUUUUUGCUAGAGAUGUAGCAUUUGGCUUAUUUGUGAGGUCAUCAAUAUCUCUGCCUCAGCAGUAGCCAUUUUAAGGGCUCUGUCACACACUGUAGUGUGUGUUCAGAUUCACAUGAGCUGUCUACAGUAUGAUGCAAAACUCCCAUUAUUUAUUAUGUCAUAUUUAUUUAUUGCAAAGUUUCUUUUCUGAGCCAUCACGGUGGACUUUGGCACUUGCAAUGUUGAAAGCAAUCUAUCUAAAAUGAGUUGAAUUUAUAUUUAAUCUCAGUUCUUUUUCAAUGGAGCUACCUGCUGGGGGUCACGGGAGGGACCCAAGGGGAGGAUCUUAAAAAAAAAAAAAAGGUUAACUAUUACCAGAAAAGACAGGGUAUGUGACAGAAAAACAAAGCAUGAGUGAGCGUGUGUGUGUGUGUGCAUGUGUAUUAGCAGGACUGAGAGACAGCGAGGGGCAGAGAACAGUUUGAGAUUUACUUGUAUGUCAACAGUGAAGAGGACAAUUUUAAGUGUGUGAAAGUGACAUGGGAGUCCUUGUCUUCUUACAGCUGACCACAAAAGCCUUCUGAACAAACGUGGACAAAGCGUGAAGCAGCAGGACUGCGAACUCUGACCAAGUUACCUACUCAUGUCUCCAUCUCGCGCUGUAGCACGGAGGACUAAACUAUACAAGCGUCACGUGUUCAGACGGAUGAUUGCGCAUCAGCACAGGGAACAUGGGACCAGCAUUACCUGUCUGUGGGGAGGGGGUGGAGAGUCCACGGCACCGUAAGCGUGUUUGGCUCUCCAGCUGGGCACUGUCAACUCCACGUGUCUCCAUUCGUCUCCGUGGUACGGACUUUGAGUGUUUGAGGAAAGUGCACGUGGAAUUUUUUUUCUAGUGCAGUUUUGACGCAUGAUGACAGUGUGAGUGAGAGAAUGAGCUUUUGGCUCAACCAGGAGCUGCAAUUUUAUACAGUCUUAGUAACUGCUUUCCUAAACUCACUUCCUUAUAUUCGUCGCUUUGGCUGUUGUGCUAACAAUGAUUUUCCCCAAUGUUUAGGGUAGAAUACAAAUGCUGUUGUAAUAAAAGAUUGUGAUGAUUAUUUUAUCA